AUGUCUAUCUCUAUCAAAUCACCCGCAGACUUUCACGUCCACCUACGUCAAGGCCCAAUAUGCGAGCUGAUCACACCUCAUGUUCGCAAGGGCGGCUUCGAUCUCGCAUAUGUCAUGCCAAACCUCAAACCUCCGAUUACCAACACUGAGCAGGCUUUGGCGUACAAAGCUGAGCUGGAGAAGAUCGACCCCGAGGUUGAAUAUCUCAUGACCUUGUAUCUGUCCCUAGAAUUGACGCCGGACGAGAUCAGAAAAGCUAAGAAAGCUGGGAUCGUUGGGAAGAUUAGAGGUCCUAACGGUUCUGAGCUCACAGGAGUGAAAUCAUAUCCUCGUGGCGUUACGACAAAUUCGGACGGAGGAAUUGAAUCCUACGAAACUUACUAUCCAAUAUUUGAAGCCAUGCAGGAAGUGAAUAUGGUACUCAACCUCCAUGGAGAGGUUCCUUCUGAUGCAGCAGCGAAUGUCCAUGUUCUUAACGCGGAGCCUACUUUCCUACCUCAUCUUUUCAAAAUCCAUGCUGCCUUCCCGAACCUCCGCAUCGUCUUGGAACAUGCAACAACAAGAGCAGCAGUCGAAGCAGUGAAUAAAUGCGGGCCAACAGUCGCUUGUUCGAUCACAGCUCACCACCUUGCUCUCAUUGUCGACGACUGGGCUGGACAAUCAUGGCACUUCUGCAAACCCGUAGCCAAGUUCCCUGACGAUCGCCAGGCAUUGAGGGAUGUUGUAAAAGAAGGCCAUCCUCGAUUUUUCCUUGGCUCGGAUUCCGCUCCUCACCCGCCUCAUACAAAAUCGACGAGUUCACCUACACACGGAUGCGCCGCAGGAGUCUACACGUCGCCUAUUCUCCUUCCAUUAGUCGCACAUCUGCUAGAGUCCUUUGGUGCAUUGGACAAAUUGGAAGCAUUUGUCAGCACCAAUGGUCGAGCGUUUUACAAGCGGCCCGUUAAAGACGAGAAAGGCUCAAGAACAGUGACAAUCCAAAAAACGACGACGGGGACACUGGUAGACGCUGAAUAUGCAUUGGGGAACGACCGGUUGGUUCCAUUCUGGGCUGGGAAGCAGAUUGGAUGGGAGAUUGUUCACUGGGAGGCGUAUGGUUGA
Molecule: messenger RNA, 1101 nt
Organism: Cyclocybe aegerita
Lineage: Eukaryota; Fungi; Basidiomycota; Agaricomycetes; Agaricales; Hemipholiotaceae
Source: the annotation of a GenBank genome assembly